AUGGAGAAAGCAGAAAUCACACCUCCAGCUAGUGUUGCUGAGACAAUCAAUGCCACUUCAUGUGUGAUGGCUGGAGUGCACAGUGUCCAGGUUAGGAUGCGCACAGUUCAGCCCUUGUACCAGAAAGAUAUGAUGUGGACUCUUACAGUUGCCAAGAACUUCAUCUACAAGAGCCUGCUUCUAGAAGAGAGUGGUUUUACAGCCUCUGGUGACCCUGUCACUUAUGCUAUCAAAAUUGAUGGAAAAACAUACACUCUUCAUCUUGAAAAACAGUCAUUUUUAGACCCUCAUUUCCUGGUAUAUUCAUACAACAAAUCAGGAACAUUGUAUCCAGAUUCUUCAUUUACAAAGGGCCAUUGCUAUUAUCAAGGAUAUGCUGCAGAGAUUCCAAAAUCAGCUGUGACACUUAGCACCUGUUCUGGACUCAGAGGAUUAUUGCAGUUGGAGAAUGUCAGUUAUGGAAUUGAACCAUUGGAGUCUGCAGCUAUGUAUGAACAUAUACUUUAUCAAAUAAAGAAUAAUGAAAUUGAUUUUUUUUCUUUACAAGAAAAUGAUUCUACAAUCCAAACUGCAAAUCAGCCCUAUAAGAUUCUUGUGAAGUCAGAAAAAAAAUCAGAUUUCGUGCCAUUGAAAAAAACUCUGAAAAUACAAAUCAUUAUGGAUAAAGCCUUGUAUGAUUAUAUGGGCUCUGAAGUGGCAGUUGCAGUGGAGAAGGUUGUCCAUAUCAUUGGUCUCAUCAACACUAUGUUUUCCCAGCUAAAAGUGACUUUUAUGUUAACAUCUUUGGAGCUCUGGUCUGAUGAAAGUAAGAUUUUAUCUGAUGGGGAUGCUAAUGAAGUACUGCAAAGAUUUGUGUCAUGGAAAGAAAAAUUUUUGUUUCAAAGGUCCCGUGAUAUGGCAUUUUUAUUAAUUUACAGGAAUUAUUCUAAUUAUGUGGGAGCAACAUAUUAUGGAAUGGUGUGUGAUCCAAAACUUGCUGCAGGAAUUGCUCUGUAUCCAGACAGGAUAACUUCAGAGGCAUUUUCAGUUGUUAUGGCACAGUUGCUUGCAAUUAGUCUGGGAAUCACAUAUGAUGACAUCUAUACUUGUUACUGUCCAGGAGCUACAUGCAUUAUGAAUCCUCAAGCAAUACACUCCCAUGGUGUAAAGUCGUUUAGCAGUUGCAGUGUGGAUGCAUUUAAACAUAAAGUUUCACAACCAGAAUUAAAAUGUCUUCGGAAUCAAACUGUUUCAAAACUGGUUAUCCAAGGAAGGCAAGCAACAUGUGGCAAUGGAGUAAUAGAAACUGGAGAGCAAUGUGAUUGUGGCUUUCCUGAGACCUGCACCUUUAAAAAGUGCUGUGAUCCUGCUUCUUGUACACUGAUUGGAACUGCAGAAUGUGGCAGUGGACCAUGCUGUGAUAAAAAUUCUUGUUUGAUUCGUCCUAAAGGAACAAUAUGUCGGAUAAGCACAGAUCCAUGUGAUUUUUCAGAAUAUUGCAGUGGAAUGUCUGAGUUUUGUGUGCCAGAUAUGAAAGCCGCUGACUUAGAGCCAUGUAGUAAUAAGACCACCUAUUGCUUUGGUGGAAAAUGCCAAGAGCCAGACAGAUAUUGUAUGGAGUUAUUUGGAAAAUUUGCUAAAGGUGGUGAUUAUCUAUGUUUACAAGAAGUGAAUAUUCAUGGAGAUUCGUUUGGAAACUGUCGAGGGAUGUGUGAAUUUGGAAAUACCCUUUGUGGAAAGCUAGUCUGUCACUGGAUGCAUACACAUAUAGUGAUACCAUUGGGAGCUUAUGAUAUGCAAUAUACUUACUAUGCAGGUCAUGUGUGUAUAUCAGCAAAUAUGAGAAAUCCUGCUCCUGAAACGAAAACAUAUGUAGGUGAUGGCACUGCAUGUGGUUAUGAGAUGUUUUGUCAUGGAAGAGUUUGCAAACCUGUCAGUAAUUACAACAAUCCAGUAACCUGUAAUUCAACAGAGAAAUGCCAAGGACACGGGAUUUGUAACACUAGAGGCAAUUGUCAGUGUGAUUAUGGAUAUGCCCCUCCCAGAUGUUCAUCAUCACCGUCAUCCCCAGGAGGAAGCGUAGAUGAUGGGUUUUGGUUGUUUUCUGAAGUUUCACUAGGAUUUACCAAGAUGUGUUUUUCUUUGAAUUUAUCCUGUUUGGGUUGCCGAGAUUAUUGA
Messenger RNA from Phyllostomus hastatus (greater spear-nosed bat), 2157 nucleotides. Its product is annotated as A disintegrin and metallopeptidase domain 3-like. Gene Ontology annotation, molecular function: metalloendopeptidase activity. Gene Ontology annotation, biological process: cell adhesion; binding of sperm to zona pellucida; proteolysis. Bases 1 to 2157 code for a protein of 718 amino acids. The transcript is spliced from 19 exons. Gene Ontology annotation, cellular component: plasma membrane. The record is from RefSeq and is a predicted model, not a curated record. Lineage: Eukaryota; Metazoa; Chordata; Mammalia; Chiroptera; Phyllostomidae.